Messenger RNA from Cynocephalus volans (Philippine flying lemur), 4206 nucleotides. It is a transcript of the gene TBL2, whose product is annotated as transducin beta like 2. Bases 21 to 1358 code for a protein of 445 amino acids. Gene Ontology annotation, biological process: endoplasmic reticulum unfolded protein response. The record is from RefSeq and is a predicted model, not a curated record. The transcript has 7 exons. Gene Ontology annotation, molecular function: protein binding. NCBI's taxonomy places the organism in Eukaryota, Metazoa, Chordata, Mammalia, Dermoptera, Cynocephalidae. Gene Ontology annotation, cellular component: endoplasmic reticulum.
GUGGCAACGGCUACGCCAACAUGGAGCUGCCGCAGAUGCCGGAGUUGAUGGGGCUGUCGCUGUUGCUCGGGCUGCUGGCCCUCAUGGCGACGGCGGCGGUAGCGCGGGGGUGGCUGCGCGCGGAGGAGAGGUGCGGCCGGCCCUCCCACCAAAAAGCAAAUGGAUUUCCACUUGACAAAUCCUCGGGAUCCAAGAAGCAGAAACAGCAUCAACGGAUUCACAAGGAGAAGCCUCAGCAACACAACUUCACCCACCGUCUCCUGGCUGCAGCACUGAAGAGCCACAGCGGGAACAUAUCAUGCAUGGACUUUAGCACCAAUGGCAAGUACCUGGCUACCUGUGCAGAUGAUCGCACUGUCCGCAUCUGGAGCACCAAAGACUUCCUGCAGCGGGAGCACCGCAGCAUGAGAGCCAAUGUGGAGCUGGACCACGCCACCUUGGUGCGCUUCAGCCCUGACUGCAGAGCCUUCAUCAUCUGGCUGGCCAAUGGGGAAACACUCCGUGUCUUUAAGAUGACCAAGCGAGAAGAUGGGGGCUAUACCUUCACAGCCACCCCAGAAGACUUUCCUAAAAAGCACAAGGCAUCUGUCAUCAACAUUGGCAUUGCCGACACAGGGAAGUUCAUCAUGACGGCCUCCAGUGACACGACUGUCCUUAUCUGGAAUCUGAAAGGUCAGGUUCUGUCUACCAUCAACACCAACCAGAUGAACAAUACAUAUGCUGCUAUAUCCCCUUGUAGCAGAUUUGUGGCCUCAUGUGGCUUUACCCCGGAUGUGAAAGUUUGGGAAGUCUGCUUUGGGAAGAAGGGGGACUUUCAGGAGGUUGUGCGAGCCUUUGAACUGAAGGGCCACUCUGCAGCUGUCCACUCCUUUGCUUUCUCCAAUGACUCUCGGAGGAUGGCCUCUGUCUCCAAGGAUGGUACGUGGAAACUUUGGGACACAGAUGUGGAAUACAAGAAGCAGCAGGACCCCUACUUGUUGAGGACAGGCCGCUUCGAGGAGGCAGGCACCAUGCUGUGCCGCCUGGCACUCUCCCCUGAUGCCCAGGUCUUGGCCUUAGCCAGUGGCAGCAGUAUUCACCUCUACAACACCCGGCGGGGUGAGAAGGAAGAGUGCUUUGAGCAGGUCCAUGGGGAGUGUAUCACUGACUUGUCCUUUGACAUCACUGGCCGGUUUCUGGCCUCCUGUGGGGACCGGGCAGUGCGGCUCUUCCACAACACCCCUGGCCACCGGGCAGUGGUGGAGGAAAUGCAGGGCCUCCUGAAGCGGGCCUCCAAUGAGAGUACCCGUCAGAGGCUGCAGCAGCAGCUGACCCAGGCCCAGGAGGCCCUGAAGAGCCUGGGUGCCCUGAAGAAAUGACUAUGGGAGGGUGGGGCAGGAGGAAUCUGGCCAUCUGUUCCUGCCACUGUUGCCCCUUUUCUUCCUGUAUACUCCCCAGCUGGAAACGUUUUGAAAGGAGUCUCCUGAUUUUCUUGUUGAUGCCCCCUUCUCUUUUUUCUAUCGAAACUAUUCUUGCCUAGUUAGAUUUCUCUCUCUCUUUCCUUUCUGGUUGUGACUCCUCCUGGACCGAUGAUCAAGGGGCUUCUUUUUCUCCUGGGCUCAAAGGGUGGAAUCUAUCUUCACCCAGCAUCAGGAGAGUGGUAGAGAGGAGAGAACGUGGUCUUUGGCCUUAUGGCAACACACCCUGACAUCCCAAAGAAGUUUGUAAAUGUGGACAAAACCUAGGGAAUACCUGAAUACUAAGCAGUAGUUUUGCAAGAGUUGGAGAUUGGGACAUCUUCCAAUUCCAGAACUGCUAUGGGAUCAGGAGAAGGCUAGUCUUAAAUCUAAGCAAGGCCCCUAAUCCCAUCAAAAAGUAAUUCAGGGAUUUUAUUCUGGGCCUCAGUUUUCUUGUUUAUAACAUGGAGAAUAAUCAUCUCUGUGUCCUCCUUGCAAAGAUGUUGUGAGGCUACGAGUAUAAAGUCCUUGGAUUUGAAAGAAAAGUGGAAAAGAGUAGUAAUAUUGUCCAAUGUCAUUAACUGCCUGGUAAAAGUCGGAAUCAAACAGUGUGGUUUUAUACCAAAUUAGAAAGAAACACACACAUUCCUUGGGAAAGCAAAGUUUUCUGGGAUUUGAUCAUACACUUUGUAUCUGGUUCUGCUUUGAGUUGUGUGGAGGAAUCAUAGAAUCCCAAAAUGGGGCUCCUCUCUUCCAGGAGAUUAUAGCCUUGUUUGAGGUGAUGUCUUUUCAGUUCAUCAGAUAUUUGAGUGACUACUCUAUUACCAGCACAGCACCAGACACUGGAGAUAAAUAUGAAUAAGACAUGGUUUCUGCCAUCAAAGAUGGAUGGUGGGAGGGAGAGGUAAGACACGUCUAUUAAGUGCCUUUUGUUAGUUUAUUCAUAGCGACGGUAGUCUAUUGUAAAAGUCAAGGCAACAGAGGAUUGAUUCAGGACAGAGGCAGUGCUGAGAAGUUUUUGCCUGGAUAGAUUUGGUAAGAUAUUAGGUAUUUAGAGUUCGAAUUUUUAGAUUUCAGGACUGAUUGGAUGCACGAGGUAAGGGAAAUGAGAAAUCUAGGAAGACUUGAGUCUAGGCAAAAUUUAUUCAUCCAAAAUCAAAAUCUUGAUCUCUCUCAAUAAAACUGGGACUUCUCUUGGUUGUCCCCAAGGCUAUAAAUGUUUGAACAAGCCACGACCUUGUAGUUAUCCUUGGUUAUGUAUUACCUCCUUCAUCCCCCCACCACUAGUACCAUUCACUUGUCAGAAAAUUCUUUUGGUUAUAUUUCACGUUAUGUCCUGAAUCUGCUGCUUCUCUCCAUCUUUUCUGUUACCAUCUGGGUUCUAACCACUGUGACCUACUAGGUUACUGUAAUAGAGCUUCCUGAUUGGUCUCCUUGCUUCCUUAUUGCAUCAUACUACACUUGAUCUUAGCCAAAAGGCCGAGAAGCGAUCCCCUUAUUGCAUCAUUAAAUCAUUUUUCUCCAUAGCAGAGUGAAAAUGUAAGCCAGAUAUCAUUUUUCCCUAGUUAAAACCUUUCAAAGACUUCCUUUCGUGCUUGGAAUAAAAUCCAAAAUUCUAACCAUGGCCUACAAGGUCCUAUCUGGUUUCUUCCUUCUUCUGUGAUCUUUCUGCCACUCUCCCAACCAUCCCAAGCUUGCUGUUGGUUGAACAAGCCAAGUUUUUUCCAGCCUCAACUAGGACUUGGGCCUGUGCUGUUCCCUCUUCUUGGAACCAUUGUUCUUUUCUGUUGGCAGAUUUAUCAUGUUUAUAGUUCAGUUCUUGAUUUUAGUUAUACUUCAGAGAGAUAACCCUUCCUGACCACCCAAUCUGAAGUAGCCCUUUCCACCAAUCAUAUUACAUCCAUUACAUUAGCUUAUUUUAUUUAUUUUGGAUGACUUAAUGCUAUCUGAAAUUAUCUUGUUUGGAUAUUUGUUUGUUUCAGGGGUUUCAGCUUAAAUGCUGUGGAUGUUAAGUGGGUAACAUAAAUGCAUGAAUGUGGGGGGGACUGAUGGGACUGAUGUGAGCUAUAGAGCUGUGUCCUGGGUGUGGGGUGAGGUAUGGCUGCCACUUAGUAUUAUUCAGAAAUCCAGCAGAAGUUGCCUGUUUCAGAGAAACUAGAAGUUGGCAACUUAUUACUUUUUUUAAUUAAGCACUGUAUGGACCAAACACAAAACACUCCUGUGGGCCAUGUGCAAUCCACCACGUCUCUGAUUGGCAGUUUCUGGAUUGUUGAUUAAUCCACUGGAAUGUGAGCUGCACUAGGGCAAAAUCCUUGUCUUAUUUGCUUUGUGUUUUGUAGCACAGCACCUGGGACAGUAAGCACUCAAUAAAUGUUGAACUCAAACCAGUAGCCAUUGACAAAAAUUUUGGUGUCAUCUCUAUAUCUUCCCACACCCAAUCUCCACUAUGGUUUUAUGUUCCUAAUAACACACUUCUGACCGAUAAUGCUGUGCACAUGGGGCCUGGUAAAUAUAUACUUUCCAGUUGUCAGAAGAAUGAGACUAAAACACUUUCUCUUUGCAUAUCUGUUUUGAGAAGCAGCUCUCGUGUUACCCCCAUUGUAUAUGCAGGAGAGGAAGUGACCAUAGAAUGUUGAGUUACUGAAGUCAGAAGUCUUUAGUUCCAGUUUCAGCCGGUCACUUAUUGACAAGACAUGGAACAGGUAGAUCACUUGACCUCUCUGAGUUUGUUUCCUUGUCUGUAAAAUGGGAAUAAAUACCGUCCUGCCUA